AUGGGCCGUGUCUACCUGGGCUCAGCUGGCCAGCGGAUGGCACGAAUCAGCAAGGCACCUCAGCUUGGAGGGACAUCGAGGCUGGAGGUAGCCUACACCUCACCAGGGUCUGACUCCUGGCAGGGUGAGCCUGAGCUUUGCUGUGAUAAGUACUUGCUGAAUGCAUUCUGUCUCUUUCUGCAUCUAGGUGGUACAUGCCAGAGCCCUGCUCUUCCAGCCCUAGUGCGUCCUCCUGCUCCACCUUUGCAGCCAUCACUGGAUAUUAAACCAUUUCUUCCGUUUCCUCUGGACACGGCCGCAGCAGUCAAUCUCUUCCCCAACUUCAAUGCAAUGGACCCAAUUCAAAAAGCUGUAAUAAAUCAUACAUUUGGGGUUCCUCUUCCUCAUCGAAGAAAGCAAAUCAUAUCAUGCAGCAUUUGCCAGCUGAGAUUUAAUUCUGACAGCCAGGCUGCGGCCCACUACAAAGGCACUAAACAUGCCAAGAAGCUCAAAGCACUGGAAGCCAUGAAAAAUAAGCAGAAAUCUGUUACUACCAAGGACAGCGCAAAGACUACCUUCACUUCCAUCACUACCAAUACCAUCAAUACCAGCUCUGACAAAACAGACGUUACCACAGGGACACCAGCAAUAUCAACAACAACCACCGUGGAAAUCCGGAAGAGCAGUGUUAUGACAACUGAGAUCACGUCUAAAGUGGAGAAAAUCCCCACGACAGCCACUAGCAGCACCACAUGCCCUUCUGUUGAGACUGAGGAAGAAAAGGCAAAAAGACUGCUGUACUGUUCACUAUGCAAAGUCGCUGUCAACUCUGCCUCACAGCUCGAGGCGCACAACAGUGGGACUAAGCACAAAACUAUGCUGGAAGCUCGGAAUGGAAGUGGAACCAUAAAAGCCUUUCCUCGGGCAGGUGUAAAAGGCAAAGGACCUGUGAAUAAAGGAAACACAGGCCUUCAGAACAAAACAUUUCACUGUGAAAUAUGUGAUGUGCACGUAAACUCUGAGACACAACUGAAACAGCACAUAAGCAGUAGAAGGCACAAAGACAGAGCUGCUGGGAAGCCACCUAAACCUAAAUACAGCCCUUACAACAAACUCCAAAAGGGAACACAUCCUCUAGGGGUAAAAUUAGUAUUUUCAAAGGAACCUUCAAAGCCGAUGGCUCCACGAAUCUUACCAAAUCCACUAGCAGCUGCAGCAGCAGCUGCCGCUGUGGGNGUGAAUUCCCCUUUCAGUCUUCGCACAGCCCCAGCAGCCACCCUUUUCCAGACUUCAGCCCUUCCUCCAGCACUCCUCCGACCAGCUCCAGGGCCUAUACGGACCACCCAUACUCCUGUGCUGUUUGCUCCUUACUGA
Merops nubicus (carmine bee-eater) is the source of this 1353-nucleotide messenger RNA. RefSeq names its product zinc finger protein 385D (gene ZNF385D). Gene Ontology annotation, cellular component: nucleus. The record is from RefSeq and is a predicted model, not a curated record. Gene Ontology annotation, molecular function: nucleic acid binding; zinc ion binding. The coding region runs from base 1 to 1353 and encodes 450 amino acids. NCBI's taxonomy places the organism in Eukaryota, Metazoa, Chordata, Aves, Coraciiformes, Meropidae. The transcript has 9 exons.